GUACGCAAAAGAGCUCUUUUGCCUUUUCCUUUGGAGAAUGGAAAAGGCAACAGAGCUUUGAUGGUUUCCUCGAUUUCGCGGAAUCGCCCUCUGAACUGUCCUGUAAAAAGCAUCUGGAAAUCUGGAAUCUUGUUCGGAGUUUCAGAAUCCCAUUAUAAUUUCGCCAACUUUUGGCUACAGGUCGCUUUCUUCUUCAGAUAGAAGAAAUACUCCAACCAGACGGCAUUAGAGCGGUGUAGGGUUUUUCAGAGGAAUAGGACGCGAGACAGAAGGAGAUGGCACCUUUGCUUUCUGCCGCCGAACAAGCAGAACAGCUGAAGCAAGAUGGGAACAACUGCUACCAGAAGAACCGGUUUGCUGCAGCCAUUGAUGCGUAUACUGAGGCGAUUACGCUGUGCCCUAAUGUUCCCAUUUACUGGACAAAUCGUGCUUUGUGCCAUCGGAAACGGGAUGACUGGACAAGAGUGGAAGAGGACUGUAGGAGAGCAAUUCAACUUGAUCAUAAUUCUGUUAAGGCACAUUAUAUGCUAGGACUUGCUUUGCUUCAGAAAAAGGAGUUUGCUGUAGGUGUCAGAGAAUUGGAAAAAGCAUUGGAUCUUGGUAGAGGUGCUGAUCAAACUAGUUACAUUGUAGAGGAGAUCUGGGAAGAGCUUGGAAAUGCAAAAUAUUUAGAGUGGGAACAUGAAUCUACAACCCGUGCUUGGGAAAAGCAGAAUUUGAAAGAGGCUUGUGAGGUUGCUCUGAAGGAGAAAUGUUUACUUGAUAGCACAGAGAAGGUGAGGAAAGAAGGGUCAUCUUCAUUUGGACAUUUAAUAUCUCUCUCGGAAAAACUCGAGGCCUUAAAUUUAGUCUUUGAAAAAGCUGCAGAAGAUGAUACACCAACUGAGAUUCCUGAUUACUUGUGCUGUAACAUAACAUUGGAGAUUUUCCGUGACCCUGUCAUUACACCUAGUGGGUUUACCUACGAGAGGGCAGUUAUCCUUAAUCAUUUGCAGAAGGUGGGAAACUUUGACCCAAUCACUAGAGAUCCAGUGAACACAUGUCAGCUGGUUCCCAAUCUGGCUAUCAAAGAAGCAGUUCACGCAUAUCUGGCCAAGCAUAGGUGGGCCUACAAGGCGGAGUAAAGAGCUAAGGUCACCGGGCCCACACCAUCCCACUCACGUAAGGUGCCUCUACCUUCUUUAAGUGCAGUUCACUUGUAACAUCGGUUUAUGGUCUUGAUCGAAUUGUGUACAUUAUUAUGGACCAUGUGUGCAUAUGUGUGCACAGCAAGGAACCUAUUCUUAUGUCUCCUACCCACCUACUCGGGGACCAGCUUAGAACUAGAGAUAUCUGUUCUACUUGUAGGGAGUGUUUUUGUUAUGUGUCUGCUUAUAUAUAUAUAUAGUACUAGAGUAGACUAUCUAAGGGCUAUAAGUGAUACCAUCAAUACCAGCCAUUAUGGGCACAUUUUAGCUAUAGACCUUAUUGUUCCAACUUUCCAUCACUAGAGAUCGGGCGGGUUUUCCCACAGAAAUGUGAGUUAGACACUGUUCUAGGGAGAAAGACUGGAAAUGGAACCUGGCCACAAACUCUUCCCCUUCUAAAAUAAGCAUUGCACUUUCUUUGAAGUUUAUCCUUUUUUAAGUUUAGGUUCUCUACUAUGUUAUCAGAACUGAACCGGUCUGUUUGGUUGCCCU
This is a messenger RNA of Cuscuta campestris, 1679 nucleotides long. The record is from the annotation of a GenBank genome assembly. Lineage: Eukaryota; Viridiplantae; Streptophyta; Magnoliopsida; Solanales; Convolvulaceae.